AUGGCAACCUUGAAGGACCCUCCCCCCCUCCAACCCGUGCGGUGUUGGGAGGACAUCCAAGAGUCGGACGAAAAGCGAAAUGCGACGACCUUCGACAGGCGUUGGAGAACGACCAGCGAAGGGACUGAUGAGGAGCGGAAGGAGUACCGGCAGAGCAAGGCCGCAGAGGUGCGCCAUGCGGAAGGCCUCAUGCGUGCAGCCUGGGAGCGCGCUCAGACCACCGGCAGCUCCGCAUCUGCAGAGUGA
Molecule: messenger RNA, 246 nt
Organism: Symbiodinium natans
Lineage: Eukaryota; Dinophyceae; Suessiales; Symbiodiniaceae
Source: the annotation of a GenBank genome assembly